ACUUUGGUCUCCAAAACCAACCCCACCUGACCUCUCUCCCUCCAUCCCUCUCUCUCUCUCUCUCUCUGAUCUAUCACCCAUACACAGACAUUUUACACAUUUCAAGGUAAAUUAAGCCUAAGAUGGAGAUCAGCAGUGACACAAACACUAGCACUACUUCCUCAACCCAUCCCUCCCACUCUCUAUCUUCCUCAUCUUCUCCUCCUCCUCCUCCCACUCCACCUGUUGUCAUAAGCCCCUGCGCCGCAUGCAAGAUUUUGAGGCGAAGAUGUGCAGAGAAAUGCGUGCUGGCGCCCUACUUCCCUCCCUCCGAGCCAACCAAGUUUACAAUUGCUCAUAGAGUGUUUGGUGCUAGCAACAUCAUCAAGUUCUUGCAGGAACUCCCGGAAUCGCAGAGGGCAGAUGCAGUGAGCAGCAUGGUUUAUGAAGCUAGUGCAAGGAUCAGAGACCCUGUUUAUGGGUGUGCAGGGGCAAUAUGUCAGCUUCAAAAACAUGUGAACGAGCUGCAGGCACAGCUAGCCAAGGCACAAGCCGAGCUUGUAAACAUGCAUUGCCAGCAAACCAACCUUGUCGCCCUAAUUUGCAUGGAAAUGUCACAGGGCGGCGCUCCAGUAGUACAUGAUCAGGCAGCAUCGCCCCAUCAACAAUCACUUGACAAUUUCAUCAAUAUUAAUACUACUGCUCCUCACAGCUACCAGAUCAGCAGCAACCAAUGCUUCCAGCUUGACGACAACAGCCUAGGCUCAAUGUGGGAGCCAACUCUGUGGGCAUGAGGAUCAUGAUCAUGAUCAUCAAACUCGAUCGAUGAUGAUCAUCAAUAAUCUAUACUUCAGCCCCCCAUUUUGAAACUGAUCUUGACUCUCCUAAGGAGAUGUUUGGGACACUAGAAUUCAAUAUAUAUAUAUAUAUAUCUAUAUAUCUAUAUAAGUAUGUAAAAAGCAAGUUGCAUGAACAAAAAUUGAAGUGGGGGGAGAAACACUAGUACUACUUUUUCCUGCCUGCUAGCUACCUCCAUCAUGUAAUAUUGUAUCAAAUUAAAUUGGAGAAAAUUAAAUUAAAGCGAUCGAGAUGUUUGUUUGGAA
Molecule: messenger RNA, 1082 nt
Organism: Carya illinoinensis
Lineage: Eukaryota; Viridiplantae; Streptophyta; Magnoliopsida; Fagales; Juglandaceae
Product: LOB domain-containing protein 1-like
Exons: 2
Coding region: 123-773 (216 amino acids)
Source: RefSeq, a predicted model, not a curated record